AGAGGAGUAGAGGAGUAGUGAAGUAGAUGAGUAGAGGAGUAGAUGAGUAGAGCAGUAGAGUAAUCAAGGAGUAAUCAAGGAUUAGAGGAGUGGUAGGAGAGUAGAUAGAUAGAGAUCUAAAUAAUUAGGAUUUGAUCUAGUCUUAACUUUAUCCAGAUCCUAUCUCUAUGUCUGGGAAGCAGCUGUGUGUGUUGGGACUAUAGGGUGGAGAGAGGAGGAGAGGAGAAGAGUGGGAGAAGUGAAGGAAAAUGUAGAUAUUUCUGCUUCAUGAUCAAGCCCAGAUCUUAACUAUGCUAAUAACAGGAGUCUUCUUGUGUCUUUUAAACCCUGGGUUUGGAUAUCCAGGGUUCCAAGAUAUUCUUGAACAGGGUUCAGCUUCUCAACCCGGAGCUCCAGGUACACUGGGGAGGGAGGAGUAUUUCGAAGAGGAUUCGGAGAAUUGGGGAUUGAUAAGCUCCGAACUAGUAGGAGUAGGGUUAGAGGGUUCACAUUCAGGACAGGAAGCAAUGCUUAUCAUUGGAGGAAGUAAAACAGAACAAGAUGUUGUUGUUGUGACAGAAACAAACAUUGCGGUAACAUGCCUCCCAACCUUCCCUUCUAUUAGGUUUGCACACACCGGAUGCAGGGUUGGAUCUAGUAUCCUGGUAUGCGGAGGAAGGAAGGAUUUAUUAGGAUUAAAUGACGAGUGCUGGAUGUAUGACCAGAAGAAGGAUUCGUGGGAAGAAUUUCCUGGUCUUCCGUUCCCUGUUGCCGGAGCUAGUUCAGUGUGCUACCCUGAUACAGUUUACGUCCUUGGAGGGGUUCUGGAGCAGGAUUAUUAUCAGGACGAGGUUGGAGAAAAUGAAGAUUUUUAUGAUUAUUUUACAGAAGUUACAACAGAUUUCAUCAUAGAACUGAAUGUGAGUAGUAAAGAAUGGAGUGUAAAGGAAAGGUUGCCCAGGAGUAUCCACGGAGCAUGUUCUCUUAUCCAUCGUCAGUAUAUAAUCAUUACCGGAGGAAGAAACCAGUCAACUUGCAACCAUGGAUACAGGCAUGUCUCUCUUUUUGAUACGGUUACUCGGGAGUGGAGUGAAGGACCUGAGCUCCGGGUUGGAAGAUACUACCAUGGUUGCAGUAUCGUGAGCAGGGACGGAGAACCAGGGAUACUGGUCGCAGGAGGAGUAGGAGAUACCAACCACGGGGAUUCAGUAGAGUUUCUCUCUCUCUUGGACGGGGAGAUUGGAGAAGAAUGGGAACCUUGGAAACCUCUCCGGUAUCCGCAUCCAAACCAACCAAGUUUACAUCAACUUGGAGAUAGGAUCGUUCUUUACGGAGGAGGAGGUUUUCCAUAUCCAGGAGGAGAGAAUAAGGCCGAGGUGUUCAAGGAUGGAGAAUGGAAGACUCUAAAAACUCGUGGAGAGGAACGGAGUUAUGGUUUAAGGAUUUCUGUUCCCGAACCUUGGGUUGAAAAAUGCAAAAUGGAGCCAAACCUUGGACCUUAUUCAUAUCACAGGAAGAAAGGAGAGGAAUAUCUAAAGAAUAAAGUUUGGUUCUGCUCUGGUUCUAGUUUUACAGCAGAGAAAACAAUAGAGGAUCAGUCACUUUCAUGUACAGUACCAGGUUGCCAGUACAGUGAAGUACACCCAUCCCUGGCUAGAAGAGGUGGCUACACAUGUACAGUAAGACAAGAUUCUGUAAACUGUACUGUAUCUUGUGUACAAGGAUAUGUACCGCAUGACGGUCAGGUCUCGGUUGCCUGCACACGUGGUGAAGGGUUUAAAAACAGGUACCUUGAAUGUGUGCCGGACUCCGUAUAAGAGUAUAUGAAGCAAUCAACCUAACUCAUUUGCAUGGGGUCGACCGCUACAACGAUCGGACGAAAAAGUCGACCGUGGCAAAUGUAGAGAAUUGUACAAUUAUGAAAAAAGAAGAGUGAACUGGGUCUAUACCUAACUAUAGGUGUUAGGUAUACACGCAGUUUAUUGUAUGUACUGCAGUACUGCACUGUAUACUGUCCUGCACUACACUGUACUGUAAUGUACUGUGCUGUGUACUAUACUGCACUGUACUGUACUUUGUACUGUUUUCAACUGUAAUUUAUAAUAUUUGUACUGUAACUUUUUAGUUUUUAUUGAAAUGUAUAUUAUGGCAGAUCUUAAUAAAUAUUCUAACAAAGGAAAUGAAAAAUAAAAGU
This is a messenger RNA of Eurytemora carolleeae, 2173 nucleotides long. RefSeq lists its product as uncharacterized. NCBI's taxonomy places the organism in Eukaryota, Metazoa, Arthropoda, Copepoda, Calanoida, Temoridae. The transcript has 15 exons. The record is from RefSeq and is a predicted model, not a curated record. Gene Ontology annotation, molecular function: protein binding. Bases 291 to 1796 code for a protein of 501 amino acids.